AAUAAAAGUGCGGUGAAUGAUUGAGACAGUGAUUGGCGAACGGCGUUCUAGCGGCUUUGCAGUAGCAGGAGAAGAGAAAACCAUGUCACAUUUUCCCUUCCGAGGCUCGCCAUCCGCACAGAGCACUACACCGACAGUACCGUCUGCGCCAUCAUCACCACCGACAGCGCCGGUUGCGAUGGCCGUCACAACAGUUCCCCCCAGUGCCCGGAGUGCGUCUCCCUGUUCGGCCACGUCCGGUCCACCGACGUCGGGCCCGGGUGGUGCGGCGGGCGGUGGUGGCGGUUCCGGAGGCCGCUGCUGUGAUACGGGGCGACCCAUCUUUACCGAUCCCAUCUCCGGCCAGACGGUGUGCUCGUGUCAGUAUGAUCUCAUCAGCUACCAGCGGUUAGCGAGUGCCGGUAUUGCCGGUCCCGGUGGUGUACCGCUCUCGAUGUACAGUGCACCGUACUCGCCGGAAACGAUGGCUGCCUACUUCCCGGCCAUCGGUGCCGAUCAGGCUCCGUUCUAUGCAAAUCCAGCGGCUGCAGGAAUCGAUCUGAAGGAAAACCUCGCUGCUGGUGGCGCUCCGUGGCCUUAUCCCUCCGUCUACCAUCCGUACGAUGCGGCAUUCGGCUAUCCGUUCAACUCAUACGGCAUGGACUUGAAUGGAGCAAGGCGAAAAAAUGCCACCCGAGAAACGACGAGCACCCUGAAAGCCUGGCUGAACGAGCACAAAAAGAACCCUUACCCGACCAAAGGCGAAAAGAUUAUGCUGGCGAUCAUCACCAAGAUGACGCUGACGCAGGUGUCCACCUGGUUCGCGAACGCCCGGAGACGGUUGAAAAAGGAGAACAAAAUGACCUGGGAGCCGCGAAACCGGGUGGAGGACGAUGAUGUCAACCUGGACGAUGAUGAUGACGACAACAAGAGCUUAAAGGACGAUAAGGAAAUACUAGAUUCCAAAGAUUCCGGCACUGGUUCGAGCGAAGAUGGCGACAGGCCGUCGCGAUUAGACAUGCUGGAUCGGCCGGGUGGUAGCGAGUGGAACGGUUCUCGCAACGGCAGCGGUCCCAACUCACCCGACAUCUACGAUCGAGGCGUCCCUGGCCAUCAUCACCAUCCACUGCUGCAUCCCUCUAACUUCCCGCCCCAUCUGCGGCCGGCCAUUACCACCCCGCCCGAUGUGACCCACACGCCCAGCGGUAGCACAAACCCCAGCACGAAGCCACGCAUCUGGUCACUGGCCGACAUGGCCAGCAAGGAAAGCAAGGAUUCCGAUUCCUCCUCACCGACGGCCGGUGGAUAUCCGUCGCCCGGCAAAAUCCCCAUCACCCCGCUCGCUGGCCGAGGGCUUAACCCGCUGCACCACCACCCGUACAUGCGGCCCGAGUUCUACCGGAAUCUGUACGGCCAUCAUCUUGCACCGGGGUCGCCCGAAGUGUCCCUGCUCGAAUCGUACCAGCGCACGUUCGGAGCGACGAUCGGUGCCCACAACGGGCUGCCGGUAAGCAUCAGCCCGCUAAUAUCGAAAGCAUCCGGCAGUGGGCCCCCGUUCGCACCGCUUAGCCUCACCACCGCCAACCACCACCUCCAUCAGCAGCAGCAACAUCCGCACACGGCACCGCCGCCCGGUGCAUCGCCAGCCUCCAGCACCUCCAGCACUGGGCCGGAAAAUCUAACGCCCACGUCCGUUUCGCAUCCGUCCGGUACGGGACCCGGCGACGUGAAGCUGAUCAACGUGCUGGCGAACAGCGCCAAACCUUGA
Messenger RNA from Anopheles marshallii, 1747 nucleotides. It is a transcript of the gene mirr, whose product is annotated as homeobox protein araucan. Gene Ontology annotation, cellular component: nucleus. The coding region runs from base 17 to 1747 and encodes 576 amino acids. Gene Ontology annotation, biological process: regulation of transcription by RNA polymerase II; cell development; neuron differentiation. Lineage: Eukaryota; Metazoa; Arthropoda; Insecta; Diptera; Culicidae. The record is from RefSeq and is a predicted model, not a curated record. Gene Ontology annotation, molecular function: DNA-binding transcription factor activity, RNA polymerase II-specific; RNA polymerase II cis-regulatory region sequence-specific DNA binding. The transcript is spliced from 5 exons.